Molecule: messenger RNA, 2361 nt
Organism: Trichoderma aggressivum f. europaeum
Lineage: Eukaryota; Fungi; Ascomycota; Sordariomycetes; Hypocreales; Hypocreaceae
Product: transcriptional regulator family: Fungal Specific TF
Exons: 6
Coding region: 1-2361 (786 amino acids)
Source: RefSeq, a predicted model, not a curated record
AUGGCUUCCGCACUUGAUUCUCAAGUGGAUAUCGUGAUCCCAGAGAUGCCUUCUUUCACCAAAGGCUAUCACCACCGUCCCUAUCCUGCUAUCUCGCCAUCGCGGCCCGAGAUCGCAGCUGCGGCAGCGGGGAAGAAUAUUGUCGUCACAGGCGGCGGUACAGGCAUUGGUAAGGCUAUUGCCAUAGCCUUUGCGCAGGCUGGAGCCCGUUCUGUGGCUAUCUUGGGUCGGCGAGCCGAUCGGCUACAACAAACUGCGGCUGAGAUGAAAUCAGAGGCCGCCAAACAUGGUCACUCGCCCAUCAUCGUCACAGAAGUGGUAGACCUGAUGCGGCGCGAGACUGUAGACGACGCGCUACGAUCCAUCCAGUCCAAAAUCAGCACUGCCGCAGGAUCGACUUACCUCGACGUGCUUGUGUCCAAUGCUGGCAUGGCACCAAAGAUGGGAGCGGUGCUAGGCUAUGACGCCCAAAUCAUGAUGAACACCUUCGGACUCAACGUGAUGAGUGCCUUUAACGCAGUCAACGCAUGGGCACCACUGGCCGGCGAUAAGGCCGUGCUGAUCAAUGUGUCAUCAAUGAUGGCACACGCGAGACCAGUGGUCACCAACUUUGCCUACUCAAUGGCCAAGGCGGCCAAUCUCAAGAUGAUGGACUAUUUUGCUGCUGAAAAUCCAACUAUUCACGUGGUUAGCCUGCAGCCUGGUAUCAUCAAUACGGAGCUCGGCGGCGAUGAUAUGCCUGUCUUUGUUGCGCCGGACACAACUGAGUUGCCAGGCCAGUUUUGCGCCUGGCUGUUAACGGACGAGGCACGGUUCCUCAAGAACAAGUUUGUAUGGGCCAACUGGGACGUCGAGGAUCUUGUGGCUCGUAAAGAUGAGGUUCUCACGACUAGGGCACUUACAUGGGGAGUUGAGGGAGUUCCUGUUGUUAUCGACAACAAAACAAGGUCCGUGAUCCGUCGUCAAGCCGCCAAGGGACAAAACCUUGGCCGAAGGAUCACUCGGCCAUCACGUGUGAAAGCAUUCGAACGCCAAGCCUUGGUACAGCCUCUCUUCGCUGUCAAGUCCAAACAUGAGUCUUCAGACGUACAUCAAGACGGCCGCGACGGGGACUCCAGCUCUCGUGGAGACGAUGAGGAUACGCCCUCGCGAAUUGAGCCUGUCAUAGGCGACAGUGUAUCGGUUCUGAGCCUACCUAUAGAUAUAGCGCAAGAAGACAGAGUGCUCAUGUGCGAAGCCGUGGCUUUUAUGAACGCGCCUCGCUGCUUACCCAGUCUCAACAAAGCCUUUUCCGAAGGUAGCGUCGGUCACUCGAUUUUUCUACAACUCAUCUUUACGGACCAAGCAUACUAUCAUUGCGCCCUGGCCACAGUUCUCGAGUGCAACCACAUCUCGCCACAGUCCGGCGUCUCCUCUAUUCGCCACCUUACCCAUGCCUUUCGUCUGAUCAACGAGCGCAUCUCCGGAGCAGAGCGGGUGUCUAAUUCCACAAUUGCCGUGGUCAUGAGCUUAUCGACCUACGAGUCUACGCGAGGCCGCUACGACCGUGGCAUGAUUCAUCUCUCAGGUCUUUUUCGCAUGGUCGAGACGCGAGGUGGCUUGGACCGCGUCGGGUCUGAAGAGCCUGAGAUAAUGCAGAAGAUUUAUAGAGCAGACCUUGACUAUGCCCUCAGGUUUGGUGCUGCUCCCAAACUGAAUAUUAAGCUCUUUGAGAAUUCGAAAGCUAUGGAGAGGUUAAAUGUGCUUUCAACUCGAGAUCACGAUAUUCUUUACCUCAAUCUCAACCCAGAAUUUCGAGAGCAACUUGGCCUGGAGCUGUGCGAGCUCUGGAAUAGUGCAGCCGAGAUGUCUAUGCUAGUCAACGAGGCGAGCGCAAACAAACGUUCCAAAUUAUCUAGAGCGAAGUUUUUGAGGAGCUAUAUCUGGCUUGGCCACCGUCUUCUCAACUAUGCUUCGUUGAACAAGCCGCGCUCACUGAAUCGCCUCCAAAGUAUGGCACAUUUAGGUCUCCUGAUGCUGAUCAGCUCUCUCCUAUGCGGCCUCGACCGCCGCGUGGUAGAAAAUGCAAUCUUAUCACAAUUACUUCGUGACGAAGCAAGUAAAGUGACCAAUUCUGAGACGCAAGAACUUCUGCUAUGGUUGUUAUUCUUGGGAGCGGCUGGCAUCCUACAGGAUCCUAGUCACGAUAUUUGGCUGGUCCCAAAGACUUGGGAGACGAUGAGAGAUCUUGGAUUAGAUACCUGGGACAGUAUAAGAAGCGUUCUUUGGAAGUUUCCAUGGAUGAAUGACUUUUACGAGAGCGGGUCUUCGGCGCUGUUUGCCAAGGUGACUCAAUACCAAUGUAUUCAAUUCUCUGUUUAG